This is a messenger RNA of Hippocampus zosterae (dwarf seahorse), 1389 nucleotides long. RefSeq lists its product as uncharacterized. NCBI's taxonomy places the organism in Eukaryota, Metazoa, Chordata, Actinopteri, Syngnathiformes, Syngnathidae. The transcript has 14 exons. The record is from RefSeq and is a predicted model, not a curated record. Bases 601 to 1389 code for a protein of 262 amino acids.
UUUACAUUGAAGCUCGAGGUUUUUUUUUUCGGGUGCACGCAUCUCAGGCUUGAAUGAGAGCCGGGGCUCGGCUCGUCUCGGGGCUAAUGGCCGAGUCGCGGCCUAACGGCUAACGGCUAGCACAACUGAGUGUGUUGACGAACGAGCGUUUGAAAUCCCACAAAGAGUCAGCCCCCUUCAGGACGCCAUUCGUCACAUUUCAUUAAGGACCAACAAAACAGGCAAAUUGUGUGCGAGGUACAUAAAUGCAGUCAAAGGAUGUGAAAUAUUUGCAAAGAGUACAAUCGGCAGAGGACAAUUUGUUGCUGAAUAUCGGGGAUAUAUGAUAAAUGAUGCAGAAUACUAGAGCAGAAGAUGAGUUUACCACCAAUCAUGUGCUGCGUUUAUGUUUGCAUUCAAGUGGAGAGGGAAAACAUGGUGCAAUGAUGCUUCACAAGAAGAUGAGUCAUUUGGGCGACCAGUGAAUGAUGAACACAGGAGGCCAAAUUGCCAGAUGAAAAGGAUUGAUGUGGAUGGUGUGCCACACCUAUGUUUGUUUGCUUUCAAUGACAUUCAAGAGGGAGAAGAAAUGACCGAUGAUUAUGGUGGCGAAGACUGCCCAUGGAGAACACAAAUGACCAGCCUUUACAGUCACAGAUGUGGCUCCUCAACCCUCUGUACUGCCUCAGAGUCAGAUGCAACAUACACCAGAUGACCAAGACAAUACCCAAUGAGACUACUUUAAGAGAAAACUGUUGCGAUACUGCUGGUCCAAGCAACAUACACCAGAUGACCAAGACAAUACCCAAUGAGACUACUUUACAAGAAAACUGUUGCGAUACUGCUGGUCCAGGCAACAUUCACCAGAUGACUAAGACAACACCGAAAGAGGCGACUUUACAUGAACUCUGUUGUGAUAGUGCUGGUCCAAGCAACAUACAUCAGAUGACUAAGACAACACCCAAAGAGGCGACUUUACUUGAACCCUGUUGUGAUACUGCUGGUCCAAGCAAAAUACAUCAGAUGACUAAGACAACACCCAAAGAGGCGACUUUACUUGAACUCUGUUGUGAUAGUGCUGGUCCAAGCAACAUACAUCAGAUGACCAAGACAACACCCAAAGAGGCGACUUUACCUGAACCCUGUUGUGAUAGUGCUGGUCCAAGCAAUAUACAUCAGAUGACUAAGACAACACCCAAAGAGGCGACUUUACUUGAACCCUGUUGUGAUACUGCUGGUCCAAGCAAAAUACAUCAGAUGACCAAGACAACACCCAAAGAGGCGACUUUACUUGAACCCUGUUGUGAUACUGCUGGUCCAAGCAAAAAAAAAAAAAAAAAAGCUCUGUCAUCCAAGCAGGGCUCGGAGUCAAGCCGCUGCUCCUCCGAUGCCACCGGGACGCCUCCAUGA